Messenger RNA from Microdochium trichocladiopsis, 948 nucleotides. RefSeq lists its product as uncharacterized. The coding region runs from base 47 to 745 and encodes 232 amino acids. The transcript has 3 exons. The record is from RefSeq and is a predicted model, not a curated record. Lineage: Eukaryota; Fungi; Ascomycota; Sordariomycetes; Xylariales; Microdochiaceae.
GCAAGAAUGGAAGGGUGGUGCGUCAAGUCUGGAGGAAUUUGCCCUGAUGAUGAAGCAGCCGAGAACCAGGGCUACUAUCGCAGACAAGUUCGGUGAUGCAAGAAUGGCUGCAACUUUGUUGUCAGUCAUCCGAUCACCUGAUCAAGACCUCUUUGUGGCGACCGACUAUCCUCCCUCAGCAUCUGAGCUUGUCGCUAAGCACAGUGUGGAGGCAUACCUGGACGGCCAGAAGCUUGUGGCUGAUCUUGAACGCGCCGCAAAAGGUCACAAGUACGACUUCUCGACGACACGCGAAGCAAUUGAGGUCUCACGACAAGCGGCAGCGUUUCAGAUCCAAGUCCUUCGGCUUGGAAAGAAUAUCGACUGGAUGAUCGAAGCAACACCAGACUGCAAACUUGCACCUGUGUCACGUCCAGUUCUGGGACGAGCAAUGAUAGUCAAGACACAUGACAGUGUCGGUGAAUUUCCUCGGUUCCGUAAGUGCCCUCUGGUGGAAAACUUAACCGUCAUAUCGGCCUACGAGUUUCAGUGGGCCAACGACAAGACCCCUUAUCUUGUCGAGCUCACAGUUUUGCGCUGGUGGGCCACCUCUGCGUCUUGCGAGCAGGGCGACGUGCCCGUGACGAGUUUGGGCAUAGCAAUGCGUGAUGACGAGCGGGGUCUGGAGGUUGACAAGGAGACUGUGGCUCAGCUGAUCGAGCACAUCGGUUUGCUCGCAAAAAUCAUCGACGAAAUGGUGGAGUAGUGACAACGACCAACGCUCUCUGGCAGGGUGCGAAGAGAGUUGUGGCCAUUUAAGAGGACCGGUCACACUGUGUUAGUGCUCAUGUCACUUAUGAGGUCCAGAAGGUUCCAGGAAUCAUCUCCGUUCUUGGAGGUCUAUUCUCGGAGAACAUCAUGUUGAGAUGUUGCAAAAGGUAGGCAGUGAUGCUAGCGGAAGACGCCUAU